Messenger RNA from Protopterus annectens (West African lungfish), 5319 nucleotides. RefSeq names its product transmembrane protein 248 (gene TMEM248). Bases 300 to 1244 code for a protein of 314 amino acids. The transcript is spliced from 7 exons. NCBI's taxonomy places the organism in Eukaryota, Metazoa, Chordata, Ceratodontiformes, Protopteridae. The record is from RefSeq and is a predicted model, not a curated record.
UACCUAUAAUGCACUGCGAAUGUACUUCCCGGUAGGGGUGUGGCAUACGUCUGGGAAAGGGAAUUGCUGAUUUAAUUUUGAAUACGGAGGUUGGAUGUGGGGCUUGUGGAUUGUAGGGGUAGAAGUGAACCGUAGUUGUCUGGGACCCAUAGACCAAGGUUUAUAUGACUAUUAGGGGGACGUCAUCGUGGAGUUAAAACUGCCACCACCGGAGGAGGUACCGCCUUGGAGGGGGACAAGGCCGCAGCUCCAGCAUCUGUCACCUCGACCACCCGGUAACGGUCUGACUUACUGGAACGAUGCUUAGCAUUAAUCCCCUGGAGAACCUGAAGUUGUAUAUCAGCAGCCGUCCACCUCUUGUGAUUUUUAUGAUAAGUGUAAGCGCUAUGGCCAUUGCCUUCCUGACACUUGGAUAUUUUUUUAAGAUCAAGGAGAUAAAGUCCCCUGAAAUGACAGAGGAUUGGAAUACAUUUCUUCUGAAGUUUAAUGAUCUAGAUUUAUGUAUAUCGGAGAAUGAAACACUGAAACAUCUUGUGAAUGACACUACGACUCCUGAAAGCACUGUGACAAGUGGCCAAACCAGGUUGUCCACCCAGUCACCACAGGUUCUUGAAGAGUCUGGACCAAUAAAUAUUUCUGUUUCAAUUACCCUUACAAUGGACCCCCUCAAGCCAUUUGGAGGAUAUUCACGUAAUGUCACUCACUUAAGCACCACCAUUUUUGGUCACCAAAUAGGACUUUCAGGUAGAGAAGCAAAUGAAGAGAUCAAUAUUACUUUCACUUUGCCUGUUGCGUGGAACUCUGAUGACUGUGUUCUGCAUGGUCAUUGUGACCAAGUGUUUUAUAGUACAUGUAUGACGAUUACAGCUGCAAACAGCGUGUUUCCAGUCACUGUUCAGCCACCACAUUGUAUUCCUGAAACAUACAGCAAUGCUACAGCAUGGUACAAGAUCUUCACCACAGCCCGAGAUGCAAGUGUAAAGUACUCACAAGAUUACAAUCCCUUCUUCUGUUAUAAAGGAGCCAUUGGAAAAGUCUAUCAUGCGUUGAAUCCAAAGUUAACUGUGAUAGUUCCAGAGGAUGAUCGAUCACUUAUAAAUCUGCACUUGAUGCAUACGAGUUACUUCUUGUUUGUAAUGGUGAUCACCAUGUUCUGUUACACAGUUAUCAGAGGCCGACCAGGAAAACUGAGGCAAAGUAAUACAGAAUUUUUACCUGAGAAGGUUGCUCUGUCAGAAGCAUAAUCCAAGUUGAUAAAUGGUAGAGACCGUACUUCCAGUUGCCUGCUGUACCCCAAAUGGGUGAACACUCUGAAUGCAUUAUUUUGCAAUGUUGGUUUAGUCCAACCAAAGACGUUUCAAGUGCCUGUAAUUGAUUUGUAUAUAUUUAGGAGUAUAUACAGAGUGCGGGUCUGAAGAUGCACUUGAGUUGCACAGUAGUGCAGCUAUAUUACAUCGUACCCAUUACCUGUGGAUAUAUUAGAAUGUUUCAGUAAAUAGAAUGCUCAUUUAUGUUGCACUUGAAACAUGACAUGAUUAUCUAGCAGCACUGAAUCUGCGUAAAGUGAGCAGUGUUUCCUGGAAAAAGUCUGUUUCAAGUUCUGCAUUUAUCCGUUUUAGUAUGCACUGUGUAAAUAUACAGCCUCCUUUUACUGCAGUCUCCAGCAACAUCAGUUGAGUUGUUGGAAUCUGAGUAUAUAUAAUUUGAUUUGCUGCGUGCUCAUUAAGAAGCAUCAGUCUUCUACAUCUUUGAAGAAAAGAAAAAAUAAAUUUCACCACUGCGAUAAUUAAGCAAUCGUUUGUGUUAAAGGCAUAUAGAGUUCAUUCUGAAAUUAUCAUUAUCCGCUGGAGAGUGCUGAAUACACUAUGCCUAAAUACUACACAAGUUAUUUUUUUCCCUCCCCAAGCCAUUUCUUGUACGUUGCAUGUGGUUUGUAUUGUAAAGACUGAUGCAUUUUGAGAUCAUAAAUCUUGUACUGCAGUACGUUAAUACUUCCUUUCAUAGUUUCCUUUUGAAUGCAGUAGGUAAAGCUUAAUAACUGUUGUGUUAUAGUUGUGUGAACAGGCCAUUUAUAGUAGCUAGUUUCCAGUUACAUUUUUCAGAUGAUGCUGGGAAGACUAUUCUGUUAGAAUUCAUUGAACAUGCACUACAGUUCAGCACUGUCCUAGGGACAACAAACAUGUCCAUAUUCUGUUUCUACUGCUAACUACUACUUUAGUUAUAGCCCUAAGGUGUUGAAAAUCGGGCCAACAUGAAAGUAUUUAAAAUGGCUGCCACUGAUUUGCUCGAUCUGUUUUCACAUGAAACAUUUGAAUAUUUUACAUGAAACAUGAUCUCUAAGGUUAAAAUGUUUGAAUUGUAGAUUUUAAGUCCUUUUUUCUGUAAGCACUUUAAUGUUUCGAGUUCAUUAAGAAGUGGAGGUAAAACAGUUUUCCACAGACUUCAGUACACAGAACAGCAUUUUUAAUGCAGCUGAUGCUGCUUAACAUGACUUUGUCAUACAUUUAUAGUUUUUAACUCAUAUUUUUGAAGUUUUCUGGGACAAAAUAGAUUUUUCUCUGAAAAUGUGAUACUAAAAAUGUUUGCUGUAUUGAUAGUGAUGGAUGAAUAUUGUUCGAGUAAAUUGGGAGAAUGAUUGCAUUCUUGAUAGCAAUAAAGCAGUAUUUUUCUUUCAUCACAAUACAAGGUUAAGAUGAUGUUUCACAGACAAAUCUGUGAAACUGAGUUUUCAGUUACACUUGUAUGUUUAUUUUACACCCCUUACCCAUGCUCAUCACAGAUGUCUUACAGGUUUGGCAGUCAAGAUUUGGAGGUACAUAUUUAACUUUUGAAAGAGAAUCUGAAGAUUUAUAGCUUCACUUGAACGUGUAUGGGGGAUGGAGGAGACGGUGAGAAACAUAUUUGUGUUAAUACGUACCUCUGAUGUCCUCUUCAUUUCAUUGACCUGUAAGUCUCGGAUUGGAUCAUUGGGAACUGAUCGUCCACUUUUCUACAGCUUGAACUUCCUGACUUGAGCUCCUCCCUAUACCCACAAUGCCCUGCUCUCCCAGCAUACCCACAGAUCUCAUUUGCCAUGCUUAGCUUCAGCAGCAAGUUUGCUUGGCUCUUGAGAUUCCUACAGUAGAGUUGGUUUUUGUGUUUUUUUUCCUCUUCUUCCUCGGCUAUGUUCAUCUUUAGUCAUCCUUGUAGUUUACUUCUCCCUUGUAGUCUGUUUUCUCUGCGUUUAGUCUUCUCUGUCCAUUCUGUUUUUCUCAGAGAGAGAAAAUAACAUUUUCUUUUUCUCCGUAUCCUUUCUUUUAAGGAUGUUAGAAAAAAAAUGGAAGGGUUUAAAAAAUGCACUUCCUGUGGGCGGAAGAUCCCCUUGUCUGAGGGAGUGUUUAUUGCAUGGGGCCUACUCAUCUUGAGGCCCCUUGCACUAUUUGUCAGGCCUCCCACACCCAUGCUCUGGCUGACAGGAGUAAGCUGGUUCUUAAAGGGUUGCUUCUUCCUUCACCUCUGGGUGCCUUCAACUUCAGUGGUUCAUUCCCCUCCUAAGAGGCCCAAGGAGACCCAGGAGUGCAGGAAGCACUCUCCUCAUGCAGUCUUCCUCGGAGCCUCCUAAGAAGGCUCUAAAAUGUUCUGAACCGGCUGUUCGACUUCUUCCCAGGUCAUCCUUCAUUCUCCUGAGGCCGAGUGGUUCCUCACCAGCUCUAACUGUGUUCCUAGUUUGCUGCUGACAGGCCAGGUUCCUAGGUCCUGAUCCUGCUUUCCCAGGGGAUUUGAGACACCUGUCAGCUGCUUCUAGGUCUUCCCAGAGCCUAUCUUCAAAGGAUGUCUGCAGACUGAUGAGGCAUUUCCUUGAGGCCCAGAUUCAGAUGGGGCUUGUCCACUCCGUCCACAUCUGGUUCCUUGAGGGUUUCAACUUUGGCUCCUACAAUUCACCCUUCGAAUUCAGAGUCUUUGGUGCCAUUUGUGUCUGGUGCCAAAGUGUCAGAACCAAUAGAGAUUUCUUCUUUACCACUAUUUCCCUGAUCUGCUUGGCUCCUUUGCCUUUGGUUCCAAGGAUGUCUCGGAGCUGCAGAGUCAAGGUCAGAUCCUGGGGAAGGGCAUCGACUCCGAAGCUUUCAGAGCCUUCACUUCCCCUUGGAUCUUUGGCUUUUGACAGCUCAGCUCCGGCUCAGACUCCUCCUGUGAAGCAGGGGGUUCCAGCUCUCUGGAAGGUUUGUUGCAGUGGCCUCAGCUCCUGUGGGACUGCUUUCAGUAGCUUGGAGACCUUCGACUUUUGAUUUGAAGUGGUGGCGAGGGUUCUUUCCCAGCCAAGGAGACCCUCAGCACUUUCUGCCUUGGUACCUCCCCCUCCUCAUUCUGGUUUGGUGCCCAAAGCCUCCAGUCUGCCGCAUGAACAGGCGGUUCCCCAGAGCCUCCACAUUCUUCUCACUGUGGAACCCCGGGCAUCUUCUAAUACCUCCCUGGAGGGUCCCACUGAGGAGGUUUCCCAGAAGAGGCUGUGUAUAAGGAGAUUAAUUGAUUCCUCUAUGGAAUCUGUCACCAUGGGCACAUAUUUUGAGGAGGGAGAAGGGUUCCCAAAGUCCCCACCAAACGACUCCCCCUUUUGGAGACAUUUUAGAAAUCUUGCGCCAUUGUGGUGGUUGGGCAGUCCAAAACCCUUCCCCAGAAGAAUCUGUUGUGGGAAGCUUUUGGGUCCAGCCCAUCUACAACCUGGACCCCCCCCCCCCCCCGGCUGACCAGUUUUUCCAGCUGUUGUCUUCCAGCGCUUGGAAGGAGCCAGAGACCAUCUUAAAAUGAGCGGACAAGAUUUUUAGUGCCCCCACAGAUAAGCUGUUUUGGGCCAAGGGUAUCCCUGUCGAUGCCAUGGUUGUUGCAGCAGCCACCAAGAAGGAGCUUGCCGAUGAGAGCUCCUCUGUCCAUCCCCCGAAUAGAGAAUGCUAGGCUUUGGACAGACUUGGCAAAAGUUUGCCUCUUCCACGUUCACCUUGAGGGCGUUAAGCUAUUUAUCCCACUUUGCAAGGCUACAAAAGGGACUUAAUAAAGGAACUUUCUAGCUCGACCCCAGGGUCCAUGUCCGCUGAGGAUCAGAAAGCCUUUUCCUCCAGACUGUCCACCCUUCAGUCAUUAGCCAAUGUGUCCAUGAGUUUAAUUUCCCAUGCUGCAGAGGGUACUUCAGGGGCUGUGGAUUCGGGCAUUGCCAUGAGGCAUCAUGCUUGAAUGAGGGUGUGUGAUUUUGUGGAGCAUUUCAAACAAGCCUUUAUUAAUGCCGCCUUUGGCUCCACCUUGUUUUUACCAGCUGUUGAGGGGACCCCCCCCCCCCCAAGAGUGAGA